AUGGCAAACUUAUGUGAAUUUUUUUCUACGGAAUAUAGUCGCAACUUUAGGAAGAAAAAGAUACAACCAGCUAAGAUAAUAUAUCACAAAGAUUAUUUUACGGAUCGUAUAGAAGAAGGAGAAAUCGAUCCUCGUACAGCAUCGAUUCCUACACAAUUGGACGAAGCUGCUGAACAAUUAGUUGAUAAACAUAUCCUCGAUAGACUGCAAUCUGUUUAUCAAGUCACCUAUAGACAUCCUAAGGCUCCGCGCGAUACAAGAGAAGUUGGGGAAGAGAUCAAAGAAAAGGAUCUGCAAAGUGAAUUAGUAGCGUAUAUUCAUGAUUUAUAUUUCAAUCCCCAAGAUGAAAAAGUUCUUGCACCUCCAGUGACGGCAAAAAGAAGUAUGUUAGCUGCUGUUUGUUUUCAUCUGCAUUGGCUUAAAGGAAAAGAAAGUUUAGAAAGAUGGCAUACCAAAUCUACGUUGAAAAGUUUAAAUGUUGUUGGUUUUGUAAGUGCUGUAGCAGGAAUUACUGCACUAAUUUGGUAUCUCUUCCUCACAUUUUAUUACAAGAUCCCUAUUGUACCCAUUGGGGAAAGUACAACGAUAUCAGCUAUUUGGUCUAUGAUUUGUGGAAAGUGGGGAAUUUUCUUGAUGUACUAUUCUCACAAAUAUGAAUUAAUUAUCGCAAUAAACUCUCCAGCCAUAUUAAUAGAAGAUAAUGCUUGAGAAUUUUUUAUACAAAUGAAUAUAACAAUUUUUAUAUAGAGUAUUUUUAUUGAAUGUAUUUAUAAGAAAUGUUUUGUUUGCAAAUAUAAAUUUAUUUAUGAUAACAUGACAUAGAGAUAAGUUACAUUGUAAAUAUUAUGUAAAUAUAUUUACUGAAAUAUAAUUUUAUGAUAUAAAACAGA
This is a messenger RNA of Bombus pascuorum, 890 nucleotides long. RefSeq lists its product as uncharacterized. Bases 1 to 708 code for a protein of 235 amino acids. The transcript is spliced from 5 exons. Gene Ontology annotation, cellular component: plasma membrane; lysosomal membrane. Gene Ontology annotation, biological process: heme transport. NCBI's taxonomy places the organism in Eukaryota, Metazoa, Arthropoda, Insecta, Hymenoptera, Apidae. The record is from RefSeq and is a predicted model, not a curated record. Gene Ontology annotation, molecular function: heme binding; heme transmembrane transporter activity.